Lactuca virosa is the source of this 282-nucleotide messenger RNA. The record is from the annotation of a GenBank genome assembly. Lineage: Eukaryota; Viridiplantae; Streptophyta; Magnoliopsida; Asterales; Asteraceae.
AUGAACAGAGUUGCAGCAGCUUCUGGUCCUCCAAGUGAACCAAAAGAAGAUGAUGAGCUAAUAGAAAGAGAUGAGGAGUCGCCACCAAUUGUUAAACGCAAAAAGAAGAAAUCCAAAUCACGCGAUGUUGACAGAGAUGAUGAUGAUGAUGAUGAUGAAUCGCAUUCUGUUAAACGAAAAAAGUCCAAAAAAUCACAGAAUGUAGAUGAAGAUGAAGAUGAUGAUGCUGAUGAAGGGCCACAUUCAAAAGAAAUAAAAAGUCCAAAAAACCAAAGAAUGUAG